CCUGAAGUACCAUUUCCGAUAAAACCGCUGAGUUGCGCGGUUUGGGGGUUUUUUAACCUCACUACGUUCCGCGCUUCCAAAAACAUUAAGCCCGUGGUGGCUUCUCAGAACCCCACUUUGAGCUAGACUUCAAGUUGACACCGCCACCACCACCCCGUGUGGAGAAUGGCUGCAGCCCUGAACUCCCAGAUCAGCAUGCCCCUGGAGGUGGAGGGGUGUGUAAUGCUGAAGGUGGAAAAGGACCCCGAGUGGGCGUCGGAGCCUUUUCUGGAAGGAUCGGAUAGCACUGAGUGUGAGACCUUUCGCAAAUGCUUCAGGCAGUUUUGUUACGAGGACGUGACUGGACCCCAUGAAGCUUUCAGUAAACUCUGGGAACUAUGCUGCCGGUGGUUGAAGCCUGAGAUGCGUUCCAAAGAACAGAUGCUUGAGCUGCUGGUGAUUGAGCAGUUUCUUACCAUUUUACCCAAGAAGAUUCAGGCUUGGGCCCAGAGGCAGUGUCCGGAAAGUGGAGAGGAAGCAGUGGCCCUGGUAGUCCAUUUGGAGAAAGAGACUGGAAGAUUCAGACAGCAGGUCAGCAGUCCUAUACACUCGGAGAAGCAAGCCCCACUUGGAACAGUGUGGGAGGUAGUAGACUUUCAACCUGAGCAGGUGGACACCCAACCCAGGGUAGUGUCUCGGGAGGAAGCUGGAAGCCUCCACUCAGGACACCAGGAACAGCUGAAUCAAAAGAGAGAGCAUCGGCCCUUGCCCAGGAAUGCUCGGUCUUCUCCCUGGGUUCCUGCCCCUGCUGAUGAAUGGAACACCGUAGAUCAGGAGGUCACAACCACACAUCUUCCUGCUGGAUCCCAGGAACCAGUGAAAGAUGUCCACGUGUUAAGAGGUUUUUCCCACAAAAAGACUGUGCAUCAGAUCCCUGUUCACAGAGACCUCUACCGGGAAAUCAGGAAGGAGAAUGUUGGGAACACAGUCUCCCUGGGAAAUACAGUGUCUCCAUCUAACAAGAUAGCCAGGUUGGAACAAAGAAAAGAGCCAUGGACUGUAGGCCUACAUUCCUCAAACAAGAGAAAUGUCCUACGAAGCGCCUAUGUCAAGGAAAAGUCAGCUCAUCCUGUUCAGAUCCCUGCAAGGAACGCCAGAAAAAUAUGGAGAGACCAGCAGCAGUGGGGUGUAGAAGAUGAGAAAAUAGCGGGUGUGCACUGGAGCUACGAGGAAACUAAGACUUUUCUUGCAAUUCUCAAGGAGUCUCGCUUCUAUGAAACACUUCAGGCUUGUCCCCGAAAUAGCCAGGUCUAUGGUGCUGUGGCUGAAUGGUUGCGGGAAUGUGGCUUCCUUCGCACACCAGAACAGUGCCGAACCAAGUUCAAAAGCCUCCAGAAAAGCUAUCGAAAAGUAAGAAAUGGCCACAUGCUAGAACCCUGUGCCUUCUUUGAGGACAUGGAUGCUUUGUUGAACCCUGCAGCCCAUGCUUCAUCUACUGAUAAGCCAAAGGAGAUUGUAUCUCUCCCCAGACUAAAGAGAAUUGGAAUUAGUGCUAAAGAACAGAUCACUUUGGUGGAGGAGGAAGCUGCAGAAGAAUCUGAUGGUGAUGAAAUGGGCAUUGAAUUUAUCCACAAGCCUGAAGUUCAUGGUGCCCCUGUCUUAUUUCAAAACCUGAGUGGUGUGCACUGGGGCUAUGAAGAAACCAAGACUUUUCUUGAUAUCCUUCAUGAGACUCGAUUUUAUGAAGCACUUCAAGCUUGUCAUAGGAAGAGCAAGUUGUAUGGGGCCGUGGCUGAACAACUUCGAGAGUGUGGCUUCCUCCGGACACCUGAGCAAUGCCGAACCAAGUUCAAAAGCCUUCAGAAGAGUUACCGCAAAGUGAAAAAUGGUCAUGUGCUAGAAUCCUGUGCAUUCUACAAGGAGAUGGAUGCCCUAAUUAACUUUCAUGCAUCAGCCCCUUCCACUGACAGCUCAGAAGAAGUGCUAUCAGCCUCGAGGCAUGAAAGAGGGCCUACUGAGGUGGAACCCCAGGAACCUACAGGCUGGGAACCUGAGAACUCCCAGGAAGCAGUAAUAGAAGAUUCUAGCAGUGAGAGAAUGAGUGAGGAGGAAGUUCUACAAGAGCAAGAAUUCCAGGGACCUCCAGGUCUACUGCAAAGCCCAAAUGAUUUUGAAAUUGGAAGUAGCAUCAAGGAGGAUCCAACACAGGUAAUAUAUAAGGACCCAGAACCACAUAGAGCAUUAAUAGAAAAAUCUAAAAGAGUUGUUUCCCAGAAUACUGAUCCCAGCAGAUAUCGAAAAAGGGAGUGCAUCUCAGGAAGACAAUGGGAAAACCUUCAAAGCAUUAGACAGGGAAAGCUGAUGGCCCAGCCUAGAGAUCUAGGGAAAGCUGUGAUGCAUCAGAGGCCUUUCCUGGGGAGGAGACCCUACAGACUUCUCAGAUACGGAGAGAGCUUUGGAAGGAGUGCUCGUCUUAUGUGCCGGAUGACCCACCAGAAGGAGAAUCCUUACAAGUGCAGUGUCUGCGGGAAGUGCUUUGGUAGAAGCAGGAGCCUAAUCAGACACCAAAGAAUCCACACAGGGGAAAAGCCUUUCAAAUGUCUUGACUGUGGGAAAAGCUUUAAUGACUCCUCCAAUUUUGGAGCCCACCAGAGAAUCCACACAGGAGAGAAGCCCUACAGAUGCGGGGAAUGUGGAAAAUGCUUCAGUCAAAGCUCUAGUCUUAUUAUCCAUCAGAGAACCCACACUGGUGAGAAGCCCUAUCAGUGUGGAGAGUGUGGGAAAAGCUUUACCAACAGUUCUCAUUUCAGUGCUCACCGCAGAGUCCACACUGGAGAGAAUCCCUACAAAUGUAUGGACUGUGAGAAAAGUUUCAAUAACUGCACAAGAUUUCGAGAGCACCGGAGGAUCCACACUGGAGAGAAGCCCUAUGGAUGUGCCCAUUGUGGGAAGCGUUUUGGUAAGAGUUCUGUUCUCGCCAAACACAGGGAAGUUCAUGUUAGAGAAAAGCUUCUGCCACACCCUCUCUCUAUGUAUCCCCCAGAGAAAGGGAAGACCGAUGACUUCAGGAAAACAUUUUGAUAAUGAGCCCCUUUAGCCAUCUUAGCCCAGCCUCACUCACAGAAGCAGUCUUUUCUUAGUCCUAAAGUGUAAUUCCCAAGAUAAAUUUGAGAUUACAUAAGACUUUUAUCCUGUUCUCACCUCUGCCUCUAACUUGGUCAUCUCUCUCUCUGUCCUCUGUUUCUCUACAUCUCUGUUAGUAGAGUGGAGAAGACACAUUGUUUGAGUUCAGAAUGAAGUUCUUUUUGGUAUGUUGAGGUCACUGAUGUUGGAUUCCUAAAUUCAAGAACAUUCAAGAUCCUUUUGUGUGGAUGAGAAGUGUUUUCAAGGAGAUAAAUGCCAAAAGGAUUUGUUCUUCUUGUUGUUGUUACCUACUACAUGAGAUCCUGGAUGCAACUUGAUAACAGAUUUUCACAUUUGGGUGGAACUUUCAGGAAUCUGAUCACAACUGUAUCAGAUCAACCUCAAUUUUGAAGAUACUCGCAAAGGAGAGUGAAGAUUUUAUAGCCUCCUUAAGAAACCUGAUACAGUGUCCUUUUUGUCAAGAAGUUGAUCCAAAUAGCUAGGGUAGAUUCUCUAUGUUGUCACUGAAGUCAUGUUACUAAUGCCUCACCCUCUAUCAUCACCUUCUGUACCUGAAGACUUAAUAGCCCUGUGGCCGCUGCUUCUCCAGCCCCCAAAUAAUCCCAGGAUGUUCCUCUUUCUAUUUCUCAUAAGGCCUACAUUUACCUCCUAAUUAUUCCAUGUACUCUCAUCUGACUCUUCAGAACUACCGUGCUAUCUGCAGAUCACAUAGGAUGCAUGAUUAUGGUAUGUCUCAUUAAAAUAAAGUAGGAUUUCAGAAACAUU
Messenger RNA from Heterocephalus glaber (naked mole-rat), 3888 nucleotides. RefSeq names its product zinc finger with KRAB and SCAN domains 2 (gene Zkscan2). Gene Ontology annotation, molecular function: DNA-binding transcription factor activity, RNA polymerase II-specific; RNA polymerase II cis-regulatory region sequence-specific DNA binding. Gene Ontology annotation, biological process: regulation of transcription by RNA polymerase II. Gene Ontology annotation, cellular component: chromatin; transcription regulator complex; PcG protein complex. NCBI's taxonomy places the organism in Eukaryota, Metazoa, Chordata, Mammalia, Rodentia, Bathyergidae. The record is from RefSeq and is a predicted model, not a curated record.